Messenger RNA from Capsicum annuum, 1494 nucleotides. RefSeq names its product cytochrome P450 94B3-like. Gene Ontology annotation, molecular function: monooxygenase activity; oxidoreductase activity, acting on paired donors, with incorporation or reduction of molecular oxygen; heme binding. NCBI's taxonomy places the organism in Eukaryota, Viridiplantae, Streptophyta, Magnoliopsida, Solanales, Solanaceae. The record is from RefSeq and is marked provisional.
AUGAAAAUGUUUCUUUCUCUCUUUCUUUUCUUCAUUUUAGGGUUUCUUUACUUGUCCCUAAAACUGCAUCUUCAAUUUCGAAAAUUCACUCCCAUUUAUGGCCCUUCCUCUUACCCCAUCGUUGGCUGUCUAAUUUCCUUCUACAAAAAUCGCCAUCGGCUAUUGGAUUGGUACACUCAACUUUUAUCGGAGUCCCCCACACAGACCAUUCUUGUUCAACGCUUCGGUGCCCCUCGAACUAUAAUCACAGCCAAUCCGAACAACGUUGAACACAUGCUCAAAACGAACUUCACUAAUUAUCCAAAAGGCCAGCCCUUUACGGAGAUUUUAGGCGAUUUUCUUGGUCGUGGGAUCUUCAACGUGGACGGGGAGCAGUGGAGCGCGCAGCGCAAAUUGGCUAGCCACGAGUUCAGUACAAAGUCACUGAGGGAGUUCGUGGUCAAAACUCUAGAAGAAGUAGUCGAUACCAGGCUCAUUCCUUUGUUGAACCAUGCUGCUAAAUCUGGCAAAGUGUUGGACUUGCAAGACGUGCUUAGGCGAUUCGCCUUCGAUACUAUAUGCAAGGUGUCGCUGGGUACGGACCCGCAUUGCUUGGAUGAUCUCUCAGACGUGCCGAGUCUAGUAGAUUCGUUUGACACUGCUUCUCAAGCGUGUGCCAUGCGUGGGAUGGCUCCAGUCUACGCGAUUUGGAAAGGCAAGAGAGCGCUCAAUUUAGGAUCAGAGAAGAAGCUGAAAGAGAACGUGAAACGCGUUCACUGUUGCAUUAACGACAUCAUAGAGAAGAAGAAACAGACGAUCAACGAAAAUGGAAAAAACAGUAAGAACAUGGAUCUUCUCUCCAGAUUAUUAAUCGCUGGACACGAAGAUGAAGUGGUGAGAGAUAUGGUCAUAAGCUUCAUCAUGGCCGGAAGAGACACAACUUCUUCCGCAUUAACAUGGCUUUUCUGGCUCACUACCAAUCACCCGGAUGUCAAAAAUGAAAUGAUCAACGAAAUAACGUCGAUCAACAUUGGCGACAAGGCGCUCGAAUUCGACGAAUUAAAAGAGAUGAAGUACUUGCAAGCGUGCUUGAACGAAUCAAUGAGGCUAUAUCCACCAGUGGCUUGGGACUCAAAGCACGCAGCUACAGACGACAUUUUGCCAGACGGAACAAGGGUUCAAAAAGGAAAUAGAGUUACUUAUUUCCAGUAUGGAAUGGGACGGAUGGAGGAGAUUUGGGGUAAAGACCGGCUCGAAUUUAAACCGGACCGUUGGAUCGAUGAAAAUGGAUUAUUGAAAAGUGUUAGUGCUUAUAAAUUUCCAGUGUUUCAAGCAGGUCCAAGGGUGUGUUUGGGUAAAGAAAUGGCAUUCAUGCAGAUGAAGUAUGUGUUGGCAUCAGUAUUGAGGCGGUUCGAAAUUAAACCGGUGAAAGUAGAAAAACCGGUUUUUAUGCCUCUCUUAACUGCACAUAUGGCUGGUGGAUUCAAUGUGCGAAUCUGUCACCGCGAUAGCUAG